UGGUGGCAUUUAUUUUGUUCCUCUUGCAUGGAAACCAGCAGCAACAACCUUUCCUCUUCAAUUGAACCUUUGGUGCUCUUUCUACAGUUUCCCCACUUGACUUGAAUCUUUUACUACAAAUCCUACCCCAUUCACAUACCCGUUAAACCAUUUCAACCCAUUUUCUGGAAGCUUGAGUUUGUGGUUGAAGAGAUGCUGAUUGGUCAAGCAGAUCACAUAUCGGAGUCAAGAUCAUUGAAGGAUCAGAUACUUGGCUACUCUGGGUCUGAAUUAAGUGAUGAUGAAGAGGAAGAUUGUUUGGAACAGAUACUAUACUCAGCAUCCUUUGAAGAGCUUGCAAGCAAUUACGUUAAAUAUGACACGGUCAUAUGGCUUGCUAUAUCAUUACUUCUAGUUUUAGCUUGGGGAAUUGGCCUUCUUAUGUUGCUUUACCUGCCCAUCAGGAGAUAUGUGCUUCAAAAGGAUUUGUCUUCUCGCAGAUUAUAUGUUACAUGUACCGAAGUAGUUUACAAGGUAUCAAGACCUUCAUUUAUACCAUUUUGGGGGACUGUAACAAUUGAGAGGCGUGUACCUCUUUCUCUGGUGAUUGAUAUUAUCAUUGAACAAGGUUGCCUGCAGUCUAUAUAUGGUAUCCAUACUUUUCGAGUUGAAAGUAUUGCACAUGGAAAAGCUGCUCCUGUAGAUGAACUACAAGUUCAGGGAGUUUCUGAUCCUUUUGUUUUGAGGAAGAUGAUUGUAACAGAGGCUUCAAAGAUCACACAAGAUGUGAGUACAAGUGGGAAGCAUGCUGGUCCAAGCACAGAUGAGGAAAACAUCGCUCGUAUGCCAGGAGCAACUGAGGGAUCAGUUGUUUUGAGAUCACCGUCAAAAAGUUUGAAGAUGGUAGGCUCGCCACAUACUUCUUCACUUGAGUGCAGGGUAGCUGGAGGACUGCUGCUUAAUAAACUUGAAGAAGUCAAUAAAUCAGUGAAGAGACUUGAGUUGCUUAUCGAGAAGUUGCAUGCUUCUUCCUCCAUCAACUGAAGGUACCAUAGUUUAGCACUGCAAGAAUUGAAAUGAAAGGAGUUUCCAAAUUUAUAGUACCUUAUUUUUCACUAUGGAAAUAGUGAAUAAUGAUUUCAUUGUCUUAUUGCUACCGAGUCACUGCUAUGGUUGAUUCCAUAGAAUUCUGGCGGAGGAUUGUAGAUGUUUAGAACCUCAAAUUUUGAUUGCAUAAUUGUUUUUACUAGUCCCUUCCAUUUUUUGUCAUUUCUAUUUUAAAUUUUAAUUGUAUAUAGCCCAAUUGGUAUAUUUCUA
Molecule: messenger RNA, 1296 nt
Organism: Glycine soja
Lineage: Eukaryota; Viridiplantae; Streptophyta; Magnoliopsida; Fabales; Fabaceae
Exons: 7
Coding region: 193-1023 (276 amino acids)
Source: RefSeq, a predicted model, not a curated record